Molecule: messenger RNA, 699 nt
Organism: Oikopleura dioica
Lineage: Eukaryota; Metazoa; Chordata; Appendicularia; Copelata; Oikopleuridae
Source: the annotation of a GenBank genome assembly
AUGGAAGAGUCUAUUGACAGAGAGUUCGUUGUGUCUUGGGGAAACGGAGGUAAUUGCUGCGCUUGCAGAAGAGUCACUGAAAGAAUCUCGAUCGGUUCUUACGGAGAUUAUUUCUGCGAAAUUUGCUCAGCGAACGAAAGAAUCAUUCGUUCUUAUGUACAUACCGCAGUGUUCAAAUGCCCUGAGAACAGUUGCAACUCGCGACUAUCAUUUCGUGAGCAUCUUCUUCGACGUUGCUGUAAUGCUGCGAUGCGCAAGGCGAAUGCAAGUAUUUCUGCCGAUGAUAUUGCCCAGCAAGAAGAAUUCAAAAAAUUGAAAAAUCAAAUGGAUCUUUUACAGACCGCAAAGGAGGAAGAAAAAGCUGCUAAAAGAAAAAUGGAUGAAACGAAAAAGGCAUUUGAUGACGCGACAGCUGAAUACACUAAGAAAAAUACCAACCGGGAGAAAAUUGAAAAUGAACUAGCAGCAUCCUUCUCCGAAGCAGCAAUUUCUUUGCAGAAUAAAGAAAAGCAAGAGGAUCGCCGUUUUUUCUGCAACGUCUGCUUUGAAAAAUACGAUGGAGAAGACAGACUCCAAUGCGUGCUUCAGUGCGGACAUCCAUCUUGCCACAAAUGCUUGACAACUCUUCCUGAGAAGCUCUGCCCUAUCUGCAGAAAGCCAUUCCAGGACGAGAACAUCAUUAAGCUUUUCUACAACUAA